AUGACCUAUGCUAAGCUAAGAGCUGACAUGCGCAGACAAAGCCUCGAUGCUGGUUUCGAGGAAGCGUGGACGCCCAGGUUCACUCGGAGAGGGGCGGCGAACGCGGCCAACGGUGAGUGGGCUGAGACAAGCGGCCGCCACCACGGACGGAUGCUGACAGCUUGGACUCUAGGAAAUGCCCCUGAUUCCGUCCGCGAUCAGAUGAUGCGUCACGAUCCUAAAUUCGCCACCUUUCACGGUGCGUACCUCAACGAAAAGGUCAACUUCGAUCUGCAGAACACUUUUCUUGAAGAAACCACCGAGAAGCAGCUGUACAAAUUGUUCUCACAUGUCAGUCUCACACGCGAUCCUCGCGCAACGAGAGAUAUGGUACCUGAAGAAGUUUGGAAGAACCUGCCGGCCGAUCCGGAAAUUAUGGACUUGGAGCGAGAGCGACAAGAGUUGAAGGGAGGUCAAUAUCGCGUACAAGGUAUGGAGAACGAAGCCAAAAUUCGAGAGUUGACCAAGAAAAUCCACACCAAGCGAGACCAGCGCGAUAAGAAAGUCGUCAAAGCGUACCGCAGUUAUUAUUUCUACAAUCGUUCAACUUGGGACAUCGAGAGGCAAGCAAGUGGCAUCGAAGACGAGGAGUACGUUGAACCGGCCAUCAGUUUGACAAUCCCUGAGCGGGCGAGACUGGCCGAGAUUUUAUGCUAUCAACCCGCCGAUUGUACUCAUGAUGAACUGAUGAAGCUUUGGGUUGGCGCAAUUGACCUAAUGGUUAUACUGUUCGACAAAAGAGAGACGGUUAGACGGGAUCGUAUUCGCGCCGACUAUCAGCCUCAGCCUCACAUCGAACGACAACCUCAACCUAAGCCCUUCCCUCUCAUCCUUGACCCCAACCAGUGCCCUGAUUGUGUCGGCGACGAGAGGCUCAACAUGGAGGAACGAACAUUCAAGUACUGCCGACCCACAGUCAGGAACGACCAUUUCGAUGACCAACAUCUCGGACAGCGAGAGCGCGCUGUCCUGCAUGGCGAUGUUAUACGGUGCAACCACCCUCAGUGCCAAGAUGACCCAGAAUUACAAAGAAUGGAGACGCUGGACGCGUUCAGAAACCAUGUGCAAAUCAUACAUGGGGUUUCGCUGAGGACUUCAGAUAGGGCCAAGCAGAGGAAGGCUAAGAAAGUAAAGCGGAGACGAGUGGUUAGAGAAGUGUCUGCCUGA
Molecule: messenger RNA, 1206 nt
Organism: Colletotrichum spaethianum
Lineage: Eukaryota; Fungi; Ascomycota; Sordariomycetes; Glomerellales; Glomerellaceae
Exons: 1
Coding region: 1-1206 (401 amino acids)
Source: RefSeq, a predicted model, not a curated record